CUGUUUUACAUUCCGUCAUGUUUAUUUCUCUUCUAUUCCGCUGAUCCUGGUAAUCUUUUUGCAUUCAACAUCACUGAUGCACCGCCAAACAUAUCCGCUUGGGGAGUGUUGAGGACGCUCACAGCAGCAUGGCCACCGUCUUCUCCUCCCUCGUGCGACCUGCGACACUGCGACGCCCUUCGACCGACACAAACGAAGCCACUGGUUCGCCGCCGUCAUACCGCAAAAAUACUGCAGAAGAGACUGAUCUUCGCAAUCUGAAUGUCUCCUUGCAAGCCCUCACCGACAUCUUCCCUGACAUACAGCCAGAGGUUUUCCGUGAGAUGCUGGCAUCCUUUAGCGAAGAAAGCAGGCUGCAGGUCAUAACAGAAGCGCUUCUCAAGCAUGGGGGCAAGUGGGUGCGAGGGCGUUACCGGAUGCCAGCUGAGCAGGAGGAGCAACGGGAAACUGCGCACAAAUUCAAGUACCGGGCACAUGACACUGGAAAAGACACGCGCGGCAAGCCUUUGGUGCUUGAGGAUACCUUCCGCUCAAAACACUACAAGGAGGCAGCAAAGCAGGCACUGUAUCAGGAGUUCAAGGGUCUAAGCCAUUCGACCAUCAGGGCUGUGUUGGCGGAGUACAACUGGAGCUAUACACAAGCACGGCCGACGCUGCUGGAACUAUCGAGCAAGAGCUGGAGGUCCAGCAUCACGAACUUUUUCAUGCGCCGAAAAGCACCAUCUGGGAAAGACCACCCGCUAGUGCUAUGGACAGCUGCAGAUCCAAGGACAGGUCGCCAACGGACGCCGCUACUUGUUAAGACCAGGAACGACGAGCUGAAUCGAGAGCUUUACGAGAAUCUCAUAGUGCCCGAACUGUCGGAGCAGCGAAGUAAACAACUGCAGGAAGACUUUGAGCUGGCGUGGAAACUGCACGAAGAAGAGUCUGAACAAGAGGGCGAGAUGUACGAUUGCGAGUGUUGUUUCAUGCCGAACACGCUGGAACAGAUGUCCACUUGCGAUAUCGACGGCCACUAUAUCUGCUUCCGCUGCAUUCGACACGCUAUCAACGCUGCGCUCUACGACCAGGGCUGGGCACGCAACAUCAACACGGAGCUAUGCACACUCAAGUGCAUAGCACCCAUGACGGAUGGAGACUGUCAGGGAUGCAUCCCACUUGUCUUUGUUCGCCGCGCAUUGCUGGAAGAGAAGGACGGCGACGACAACGUCAACAAGCUUGACGAACGCUUCAAUAACGAAGCGCUGAUCAAGUCGCAGCUACCUCUAGCUCGAUGCCCGUUCUGUUCUUACGCUGAACUAGAUGAUUUCGCCCUCCCAAACGCAAACCUGCUUGCGAAUCUUCGACUCAAACCUCGCCCUAUCGUGCUAGCAUCGCUGGCAUCCGUUCCACUUCUCGAGCUGCUUUGCUUCAAAGCCACACAAACCAUCACCCUACUCCUCGUCCUGCUCUACGCCGCCUUCGCACUCCUCUUCCGCAUCCCGAUCAUCGCGCCCUUCCAAUCCGCCCUCCGCCGCAUUCACCUCAAACGCCGAGGUCUCCGCUUCCAGUGCCUCUCGCCGACCUGCAGCCGCGCCUCCUGCCUCUCAUGCACCGCACCCUGGCACGACCCACACACCUGCUACUCCUCGCAGCUCACAUCUCUCCGCCUUACACUCGAGCGCGCGACGACCGACGCGGUGAAACGCACCUGUCCGCAAUGCAACCUUGGCUUCGUCAAGUCGGAAGGCUGCAACAAACUUGUUUGUCUGUGCGGAUACUCAAUGUGCUAUGUUUGCCGGCAAGGGCUGGCGGAAGAGGGGUAUUUCCACUUCUGCCAGCACUUUCGUGAGAGGCCGGGAGAGACGUGUAGGGAGUGUAGUAAGUGCGAUCUAUACCGUGUCGAGGAUGAGGAGAGGGUUGUGAAGAGGGCGAGGGAGAGUGCUGAGGCUGAGUGGUGGGAGAGUCAAGGUGAGGGUGCGCAGAAGGGCCUGAAGAAUGAGGUUGGGAAGGGGAAGAGGAAAGGUGUGCUAGGGGCUAGGAAGAAGGAUUGGGAGGGGUGGGUUGAGGGAGUCUUGGAGACUUUCUUGGUUUAGGAUGAGGGUUGAUGCAUUCGUUAUGGCGUUCUGGUGGGCAUGGAGAGGAUAAGAUACCCGGCAUUGGCAUGUUAUGCUUUAACAUAUACUAGGUUGUAACCACAUCUCUUGUGUUCGCAUAGAUCUCAAAUUCUUGUAUCAGUCGAGAGCUUCCCAAUUCUCGCUCUGGAGGUGUUCAUGGUACAAGAAUGGAACAUUGUGAACCCUCAUCCUCAGCCUGGAGGUAAUCAACGCCGUCUCCACCAUUUCCGUGCUCGAUGCAGCGCCAGUAAUGCCAAAGUUCGAGCAGUAUGCAGUUCUUCCUCCCGGCCUGUGCUUGACAUGUCUCUAAACUAUAAAAAAUUUGCUAUGCUU
Molecule: messenger RNA, 2429 nt
Organism: Macroventuria anomochaeta
Lineage: Eukaryota; Fungi; Ascomycota; Dothideomycetes; Pleosporales; Didymellaceae
Exons: 1
Coding region: 129-2075 (648 amino acids)
Source: RefSeq, a predicted model, not a curated record